This is a messenger RNA of Penicillium pulvis, 1749 nucleotides long. Its product is annotated as WD40 repeat domain-containing protein. Bases 1 to 1749 code for a protein of 582 amino acids. Gene Ontology annotation, molecular function: mRNA binding; protein binding. Gene Ontology annotation, cellular component: catalytic step 2 spliceosome. The transcript has 2 exons. Gene Ontology annotation, biological process: mRNA splicing, via spliceosome. NCBI's taxonomy places the organism in Eukaryota, Fungi, Ascomycota, Eurotiomycetes, Eurotiales, Aspergillaceae. The record is from RefSeq and is a predicted model, not a curated record.
AUGUCAGGCUUACUAGGUGCUGGGUAUUACUCCAGCGAUGAUGAUACUAGUGUGCCCAAACCCUCGGUGACGACCGCAACCAAGGUCGUUGCUGCACCGGAAGUCAAUACAGAGGAUCAGGCACACAUGCAGAUGACUCUCGCCAAUACCACCUCCCAAGCCCUCACCUACAACGCCACCUACGAUGACCUGACACGACCUUCGCAAGGACCCGUAAACCCAUUCAAACCUGUCGGCGCAGGAAAUGGUAUUAAGCGCAAAAAUGUGCCAACCGGUUUUGCCGAGGAGGCUGCGAUCAGCGAGUCCACCUUUGCUGCGCAACAUCGCACGUUCCAGAGCUUGGGAUAUACCCGCAACCCGACUCGCCCAGAUCAGUUCGUGGGAAACAUGGACAAUGUCGCGCAAUACGGUGGCAAAGACGUCGUUCAGAUGAAAGUUAGCAAGGAUGCAUCUGCUGCGUGGCGCGCAAAGCGACAACGGAAGGGCGACUCGAGUAUUGUCGAAGGCGAAGGCGCGUACCUAGGACCGUGGGCGAAAUAUCAAAAUGAACAACAAUACGAGGAAAUCGAGGUCGGGUCGGGUGAGGAGCGCGAGCUGGCAAGUGAUGAGGAGUACGUGGAAGAAGGCGAUGAGGCUUCCGCCCCGACGGCACUCAUGCCGGCUAUGAGCAAAGAAGCUACCGACUAUGCGGGCGAUUAUUCCAAGGAGGAGACAACCGAGUUCCACGGCUCAGAGGAGGCCGAUUACCAGGGCCGUACGUAUAUGCAUGUUCCCCAGGACUUGGAUAUCGAUCUGCGCAAAGAGCCCGGCAGUGUCAAGAACUACCUGCCGAAGAAGCUUGUCCACACCUGGAAGUCGCACACCAAAGCCAUCACCUCGCUUCGCUUCUUCCCUGGCUCAGGACAUCUGCUCCUUUCUUCCGCCGCGGAUGGCAAGGCCAAGAUCUGGGAUGCAUACCACUCCCGCGAGCUCUUGCGUACUUUCUCAGGCCACUCGAAGGCUAUCUCAGACACAGACUUCCACCCUACGGGUAAGACCUUCCUUACCGGCUCUUACGACCGACAGAUCAAGCUGUGGGAUACGGAGUACGGUAAGUGUCUGGGCCGGUUCUCGACAGGCAAAACGCCGCACGUUGUACGCUUCAACCCGAACCCUGAACACUCGCACGAGUUCCUGGCUGGUAUGUCCGACAAGAAGAUUGUGCAAUUCGAUACCCGUUCUGGCGAGUUGGUUCAAGAAUAUGAUCACCAUUUGGCUGCUGUCAACACCAUCACUUUCGUCGACGAUAACCGUCGCUUCAUCUCCACCUCGGACGACAAGUCGCUUCGUGCGUGGGAAUACGGUAUUCCCGUGCCCAUCAAGUUCAUCGCAGAGCCCUACAUGUUUGCUCUUACUCGCGCUACGCCGCAUCCCAAUGGCAAAUACGUCGCUUUCCAAUCAGGCGAUAAUCAGAUUGUCGUCUACGGGGCAACCGACAAGUUCCGCCAGAACCGCAAGAAGAGUUUCCGUGGUCAUAAUAACGCCGGAUAUGGAAUUGAUAUCAAAAUUUCCCCUGAUGGUCAAUUCCUUGCUUCCGGUGAUAGCGGUGGCUAUGUUUGUUUCUGGGACUGGAAGACUGGGAAGAUGUAUCAUAAGAUUCUGGCUGGAGGGAAGGAGGGUGGUGCUAUUACCUGCUUGGACUGGCACCCGCAAGAAACCAGUAAGGUGGUUACUGGUGGUCUGGACGGCCUCAUUAAGUAUUGGGAUUAG